UUCUUUAGUUUUUAUCUUGUGGAGGUAAUCAGUUUGGCCAAUGGGUAAUUCUUGUAUAUCGACGUGCUUGCAUUGCCAUCUUGUAGCCGGAGUGCGAACUAACACCGGAUUUGAGUUUCGAGUUUCGAAUAUUCUCUAUGUAGUUACUUAUCUAUAUACAUUUUCUGUAUGAUCUUGUCUGCUGUUACCGAUUGAUAGGGUAUCAAAUAUUUUCGAUAUCAACCGAUGGUGGCGCUGUAAUCGGUGACAUUGAACAAAAAUUUUAUAGCCGUAUAGUAAUGACAGUAGUGAAACAUUAGUUACGGUCUGUUAUUGUUGACUGCCUGGGUUUGUUCUUGAUCUACCAAUAGAGAGUUACUGUCACUGAAUGAACUUAAAUAUCACUGAAUUUAAGUAGUGUCUGCAAAUAAGGUGCAGACAUCGAAAUUCAUUUUAUUUCGUAGCAUUACCGAACAGUUCCUUUGUCAUCGAGUAAGGAGUAAUAAUCUCCUUGAUGACGCAUAAAUUUGCAAUUCGAUUUUAUUGGAUGUAUUGACGAAAUCCAUGCCAGUAUUUUGAUAGAUUUUAUUAAUUGUAUAUUCAUUUUCAAUCAACGUCUGAUUAGUUCACAUAAUCUGAGCUUACGUCAAUUUGGUAUGUAUUAUACCAUUGUGUGGCACUCGAUUUACAUCACAUCGUGAAACUUGAGUAUAGAACGUUCUUUAUUGUUUUGAGUCUUGAAACAAUACGGAGUAGUAAUACAACUUUUUACAUUGAACAUUAUGUUUAAUGGUACAUUUAAAUGUUUGCAACUCCUUGAACAACAAAAAUCUUACGUGUUAAGUGAUAUUUGGAAAAAGCAAGGAUGUCGACCGACCCUUUGAUGGCGGCAGAUUUACGCAUACGUGGCAAUGACUGGAAUCCCAGUGUUCAAGCAAAAAUGGGUUCUACCCAGAAGAAGUUAAUAAUUGUCAUAAUAGUAGGAAUAAUUGCCAUCAUAGUAGGAGCAGUUAUAGGCGCUAUAUGGGCACCUAUCUUUAAUAGUAUGAUGCAUGAACAAUUAGAAUUGACGACAACAUCUGAAUCCUACAAAAUGUGGGAAAAAACACCGAUUCCUAUGUACUUACAAUUAUACCUCUUUAAUUGGACAAAUCCCCACGAUUUUAAUUCUGCUGUCAAGACCAAACCUCAUUUUGUUCAAAUGGGUCCGUAUACUUUUAGGGAGAUCGUUUACAAAGUAAAUGAACAAUGGAACGAGAAUGGGACUAUAACUUUCCAACAAAAGAGGUCAUUUCACUUUGAGGAAUCCUUAUCUAAUGGCAGUCUGUCCGAUAAUGUAACAAACUUGAAUGUUAUUGUGUCGACGUUUGCGUACACCAUCAGACAUCAGAAACCAUUUGUGCGAUCUGUCCUCGACAAAGUGAUGACAUCACUUGGAGAGAGGUUAGUUAUCACAAAAACUGUAAGAGAGCUUCUGUUCGAUGGAUACGAUGAUAAAUUAUUGAGAAUUGCUGCAAAGUUGAACAUGACUGGAAUACCUAUGAAAAAAUUCGGUUGGUUUUAUGCUCGAAACGAAUCUGAGACUUACGAUGGAACCUUUAAUAUGUUAACUGGCAAGGACAAUGUAUUUUCAUUAGGGAUGAUCAAGGAGUGGAAUUAUAGCAAUCAAAGCAAGUCUUACGAUGGUUCCUGCGGAGCCAUAACUGGAACAACUGGAGAUUUGUGGCCUCCACUAAAGAACAAUGAAUCAGUUUCAAUAUUUGCUUCCGAUUUAUGCUCAUCACUCUCUCUAACAUAUGAAAAUGAUACUGAGUACCUAGGUCUGACAGGAAAACGAUUUGUUUCUGACAAAUACAUGUUUGAUAAUGGUACAAAUGUACCAUCCUUAAGUUGUUACUGUCACAAUACAGAGUGUGUACCUAACGGGGUAAGGAAUGUUUCACUCUGCAAAUUCGGAGCUCCAGCAUUUGUUAGUCUACCGCAUUUUUACCUAGCUGACGAGAGUUAUAAAAAUGCCGUAUCCGGGCUGAGCCCCGAUACCGACAAAUAUGAAUUUGCGAUCGUCGUAGAACCGUCGACGGGUAUACCAAUGGAAAUCCAAGCGCAGCUGCAAAUAAAUUUAUUGGUACAACCAGAUAGUGCAAUGUCACUAUUUAAAAAUAUACCAAGAACGUUUGUCCCUAUGUUGUGGUUUACACAAGAAGCUAAAUUAACAGAGGAAUUAGCGGAAAAGGUCAAGUUCUUGCUCAUAAUCCCGAUGUUAGGGCAGGUCACGUUCUUCGGUAUUGCCGGGAUAGGACUUUUAUUGGUAUUCAUCGGACUAACGAUCUGCAUAAACAGAAGAUGCCGUAAUAAAGAGUCUCAGAGGUUACUUUCUAAUAAAGGAAGUAACAAUACCAUUAAUUCCGACGGAUGAUCAUCCGUACACUUAUAAGAGCAGUUCUUGUUCUUAAGAGCGCAAUCGUGGAUGGAUAUCGUCAAAUUCCGUUUAUACUAAGAAACGGAGUGACAUGUUUUGCCAAUCCAGGACUUCCUGCAACGUUUAAGGCGUGUUUUGAUAGAACUCGCUGGUUCUCCUCAAUACUAGAAGCCAUAUUCUCCUAUACUCUCAAUAGAAAUUAGUUCCUCACGCCGAAACGAACUUGGCGAGUUCUCUUAAAGUGCACUUCUUUUCUUUCCUUUGGCCUUAAACGUGUCAAUGAAAUGAUUGUUCUUUGUAAUCACAGUGCCUCGAUAACUCCGAUAGAUACGUAUUUAGGUGUUUAUACCCGGUAAUUCAAGGCGUGCGAGAUCUCUACGCAUAAAGGGCUUGAUCGAAGUAUAGCAAGAGUUUCUAUUCGGGAAUCUAGCUGACUUAUACUUAGCUCUAAGGCUAGUCAACACAAGCAAUUGAACAAUCGUUAAAUGAACAAUCGUGAUGUGAAAGUGGCGUCGAACAGUUCUCGUUCAUGUAACUUUUCUCCAAACUGAGUGUACUGAAUCGAUUCAAACUUUGCAGUAUAAAUAUGAAAGGU
Orussus abietinus is the source of this 2993-nucleotide messenger RNA. Its product is annotated as protein croquemort. The record is from RefSeq and is a predicted model, not a curated record. The transcript has 9 exons. Lineage: Eukaryota; Metazoa; Arthropoda; Insecta; Hymenoptera; Orussidae. Gene Ontology annotation, molecular function: scavenger receptor activity. The coding region runs from base 845 to 2395 and encodes 516 amino acids. Gene Ontology annotation, cellular component: cytoplasm; membrane.